Molecule: messenger RNA, 456 nt
Organism: Pisolithus orientalis
Lineage: Eukaryota; Fungi; Basidiomycota; Agaricomycetes; Boletales; Pisolithaceae
Exons: 2
Coding region: 1-456 (151 amino acids)
Source: RefSeq, a predicted model, not a curated record
AUGUCCCCCAAUGCAUUCAAAAUUCCCAAUGGUGCUUUGACUCCUGUUGAUGUGCCUGAGACUGCUGAAGCAGUUACAGACAUGUUCAGUGACUUGUAUAGCUUGGUGAAUUUUUCUCCCAACAGUUCACCCCCUGAAUGGGCUGCUCCUGCUGCAGUCACUACACCUUCCACCAUAGACCCUGCUUUACUCUCCCUCAAUGCUUAUCCCCCUCCUGAUAUCCCAGCUGACAAUGUUCCCAUCACUGAAAUGACUGGGCAUGAUGCAGACAUUGACUUCCACUUGAUUCUGACUUUCCACAACACCCUACAAGCCAUCAUCCAUAUGCUGGACCAUUUCCCUGCUGAACAAGUUAUGUCCAAGAAGGUCCUUGGAAAACAGAAGAGGGGGGACCAGGGAAGGGAAGAGGAACUGAAUUGUGGUUUCCUCACCUUUGAGGCUUCAACAGCCUUGUAG